This is a messenger RNA of Etheostoma cragini (Arkansas darter), 1555 nucleotides long. RefSeq names its product arylalkylamine N-acetyltransferase 2 (gene aanat2). The record is from RefSeq and is a predicted model, not a curated record. The transcript is spliced from 3 exons. The coding region runs from base 303 to 929 and encodes 208 amino acids. Gene Ontology annotation, cellular component: cytoplasm. NCBI's taxonomy places the organism in Eukaryota, Metazoa, Chordata, Actinopteri, Perciformes, Percidae. Gene Ontology annotation, biological process: circadian rhythm; response to light stimulus. Gene Ontology annotation, molecular function: aralkylamine N-acetyltransferase activity.
GACAGCUAUUCUACUUUUAGACGACCACUUUAAAGUAUGAGAUCACAGAGGAAGAAAGGGAGGAGACUGCAGAAGAGACAAGAAGGACAGCAUCUUGCCAACUGAGUUACAUUACAGUUGGCGCUGUUAGACAAACAGAGAACACAGAAAGCUGUGUUGACAGGGUUUGAUUUACUUAGACUGCAUAAUUUAUAGUAUCAGUGUUACGUUUAUUUUGCAAAAGGUUAGAAGAGAUAAAAAAUAGUUAAAACAAAAGAAUCUUCAAAUAACCAGAACCUUCUGUUUUGAAUUAUUAAGCCAUUAUGACACAGCAGGUCAGUGGCUCACCGGUCCUCAAGCACUUCUUUCUGAAGACGCCUGUCAGCGUGGCCAACCCUCUGAGACAGAGACGACACACACUCCCCGCUAGUGAGUUCAGAAACCUCACGCCACAGGACGCCCUGAGUGUAUUUGAAAUUGAAAGAGAAGCAUUUGUCUCUGUGUCUGGAGAGUGUCCACUUACCCUGAAAGAAGUGCUUAACUUCCUUGGUCAGUGCCCUGAGCUGUCGUUGGGUUGGUUUGAGGAGGGACAGCUGGUAGCUUUCAUUAUUGGCUCUGGCUGGGACAAAGAGAGGCUUUCACAGGAGGCAAUGACUCAGCAUAUCCCGGGCAACACCACUGUACACAUCCAUGUUCUGUCAGUGCAUCGUCACUGUCGCCAGCAAGGCAAGGGUUCCAUCCUCUUGUGGCGCUAUUUGCAGUACCUGCGCUGUGUGCUGGGCCUUCGCCGAGCUCUGCUGAUUUGCGAGGACUUUCUGAUGCCCUUCUACCUUAAGGCCGGCUUUAAGGAGAAAGGAUCAUCGGCCAUCUCCAUACCCAACAUGCAAUUCCAAGAGAUGGAGUACACGCUCGAUGGGCAGGUGUAUUCACGGCGGAACAGCGGCUGCUAGUCCAUGAACCCCUGCCCUAUUCUACUACCCUUACUCACCUCUAAAAUGGACCCAGGGCAGAUGAUGUAAGAUUAACAAAACAGAGCCAACAAAGGGGCAGAUAGAGGCGCAGGGCCAGUAUGCACCAGGGGACUGAGUUACGUAUUUGCAACAAGGUCUUAGACCUCCUAAUGUCAGCACCUCACAGUAUCCCACUUUGUGAGGACAGAGGGGAAAAGAGUGGAUUCAUGCAAAAAGAGGAACCAGUGGUUUUGCAGUUGUAUUGACUUAUCAGACAUCAAAUUAUUAUCUGGGUCACCAUAAGAAUAUUGGCUUUUUGAGCUUAUAUUGUUUUUUUGUAAAUGUUAUUUGUCAAAUCACUCACAAUGUACUAUUUGUAAUGUAAGUGAGGCAAUUGAUUGUAAUAUAAUAUAAUUGUAAAUGUUGAGCAUUACUAGAGUUGUGAUGUAAAUACUAUUCUAUUUUUGUAAACCAUAUGAAUCAAAAGGUGUGAUGAAUUCAAGUGUGUACAUACUGAUCAUGCAGCUGACAGCAUCCAAGCGUUUUUAACUUGGAUUGUCAAUUUAAUAUUUGGAGCAGAUAUUUGCUGUUUCUUUGUUGCAGAAUUUGAAUAAACUAUAAAACAU